AUGCCCUCCCCGCCGGUGAAGAGGGACCCAGAGGCUCCCAACGGUCUGCCCACCAAGCCGCCCGUCCACAGUUCGACUGCGGCAGAUUCAGGCCGCACGCAAACCUCUCCGGGCACGCAAGAACACUCCCGCGUCGAGACCGGCCCUAUCCCCAAACCAGAUACUCCGCAAGAUCGAUUCAGAGCCAUGCUUGGCUUCGGACAGGAGAGAACGAACUCAGCGCAAUCCGGCGGAAGCACCGGCUUGCCCGCCGCUUCGAAUAAUUACCACCGGCCCGGUGCCGCAAAUUCUGGCCCGGUGGCGAUGCUAUCUUCCCAUCCUUAUUCCCUGUCACGCCUGGGCGGACCGACAGUUCCCGUCUCAAGCAACAUCUCUGCCCGCCCAGGCCUAGCCUACAACAGCCCGAUGCAGAUGCUGUCCCUAUGGUGCCAGAGCCACGGCUUCAAUCCGCAGUGGAUGGAAAUUAAGAACAGCGAUGGUACAUUUACCUACCAUGUUCUGGUCGGCGAGAGAUUUUUCUUGCACAACGAGAAGUUUCCCGAUCCUCGAAGUGCAAAGAUCGCGACGGCUCACAAGGCAAUGAUGGAGAUUUUGGGAAAAAACCUCCACAUCAGUCCCCAAAAACGCCGCGACGUUUCUGGUUCCGUGGAAGAGAUAUCUGCUCGCCUGAAGCAACAGGAGGACGAGACUACUAGUGGCCUUCUCAAUACCCAUGAGGGCGGAGCCACGGUCGGCCAGGGUCUCAAGUCAGGACAUGAUCAAGAUGAUCGGGAGAACCGCGAUAGGAAGCUUGGUAUGGGACGCCUUGUCCAAGCCUUCGAACGUGGUAUGGGGCAUGUUCAGAAGCGCGAAAUCCAGCGCGAACUCCAGCGCGAAACCGACCUUGCCGGCAUGUUGGCCCAGGUGGAGAGGGGUGACGCCAUGCGCACCUUGUUACCCGACCACUUGAGGGGCAAUCCCCUGGCUACCCGGGCCUUUCUUGAAGGUGUGGCCCUUGGGGCGAGUCUCGUGGAACCGACUUCUUCCGGUAAGCGGCCACGCUCUCCGUCGCCGCCCCGGUAUACCACGGACCGGGGUGGUAUGUCCAAGCGGCGCCGCAUCAGUCCGGACUACUACCGCCCCGAUCAUUCGUACAACCACCAGAACAUCUCACCCAGACCCGAGGACGGGUCUCUGGCUCCUGCAAACCGGCGUUGGCGCGAGUUGUACCCCGAGUUGUACCGGCCAUUCGGCGCAUGA
This is a messenger RNA of Canariomyces notabilis, 1239 nucleotides long. RefSeq lists its product as uncharacterized. Bases 1 to 1239 code for a protein of 412 amino acids. Lineage: Eukaryota; Fungi; Ascomycota; Sordariomycetes; Sordariales; Chaetomiaceae. The transcript has 4 exons. The record is from RefSeq and is a predicted model, not a curated record.